AUGAUUUCAUUCAGGCAAGCAGCUUAUUUCAUUUGCUUGUUUACUACAGUUUCCUAUGGAUGCCUGACUCAACUAUAUAGAAAUAUCUUCUUCAAAGGUGGGGAUGUAGCUGCCAUCUACUCCCCAAAUGCCCAACACUGUCAGAUGAUGUGUACCUUCCAUCCAAGGUGUUUGCUAUUCAGUUUUCUUCCUGCAAGUUCAACUAACAACACAGACAAAAGGUUUGGUUGCUUCUUCAAAGACAGUGUUACAGGAUCCUUGCCAAGAGUAUCACGGACAAAUGCAAUUUCUGGACAUUCCUUAAAGCAAUGUGGUCAUCAAAUAAGUGCUUGCCACCGUGACAUUUAUAAAGGAAUUGAUAUUAGAGGAGUCAAUAUUAAUGAAUCUAAAGUUGAAAGUGUUGAAGAAUGCCAGAAAAGAUGUACGAACAAUAUCCUCUGCCAAUUUUUCACCUAUGCCACAGAAAAAUUUUAUAUUGCAGGAUAUCGGAACACCUGCAUAUUAAAGCACAGUCCUGGAGGUACACCCACAAGUAUAAAAGUCCUGGAUAAUGUGGCAUCUGGAUUCUCACUGAAGCCCUGUGCACUCUCAGAAAUUGGCUGCAACAUGAACAUCUUCCAACAUCUUGCCUUUACUGAUGUGGAUGUUGCCAGAGUUAAGGCUCCAGACGCUCUUGUAUGUCGAACCAUCUGCACUUAUCACCCCAACUGCCACUUCUUCACCUUCUAUCCGAAUACAUGGACCAUCGAAUCCCAAAGAAAUAUUUGUUUCCUUAAGACUUCGAAAAGUGGGGCACCGAGUCCCCCCACUCCUCAGGAAAAUGCCAUAUCUGGAUACAGCCUUUUAACCUGCUCAAAAACUUUGCCUGAGCCCUGCCAUUUCAAAACUCACUCAAGAGUUGAUUUCGGAGGGGAAGAACUGAAUGUGACCUUCGUGGAAGGAGUGAAUGUUUGCCAAGAGACUUGUACAAAGAUGAUCCGCUGUCAAUUUUUCACUUAUUCUUUACUCCCAGAGGAUUGUAGAGGAGAGAAGUGUAAAUGUUCCUUGCGAUUGUCUUUGGAUGGUUCCCCUACCAGGAUUACAUCCAGGACACAAGUGAUCUCUGGUUAUUCUUUGAGGUUGUGUAAAAGGGGAGAUGGCUCUGUUUGCACAACAAAUGCAAACUCACGCAUCGUUGGAGGAACAGACUCAGCAUGGGGAGAGUGGCCCUGGCAGGUGAGCAUGCAAGCUAGGCUGCCAGCUCAGAGGCACCUGUGUGGAGGCUCCAUCAUCAGCCCGCAGUGGGUCCUGACUGCUGCCCACUGCUUUGAUGGGCUUUCCUUCCCAGAUAUUUGGAGAAUUUAUAGUGGCAUUUCAAAUCUGUCGGCGAUAACAAUGGAAACACCCGUCUCAAAAAUUAAAGAGAUUAUUAUUCACCAAGAUUAUAAAAUCUCAGAAAGUGGUCAUGAUAUUGCUUUAGUAAAACUUGAGGCACCUUUGAAUUACACUGAAUUACAAAAACAAAUAUGCCUACCUUCCAAACACAACAUAAAUACAAUUUAUACCAACUGUUGGGUAACUGGAUGGGGUUUCACAAAGGAAAAAGGUGAAAUCCAAAAUAUCCUCCAGAAGGCAAGUAUUCCUUUGGUAACAAAUGAAGAAUGCCAGAAAAGAUACAGCGAUUAUGAAAUAACCAAGCAGAUGAUUUGUGCUGGCUAUAAAGAAGGCGGGAAAGAUGCUUGUAAGGGAGAUUCAGGUGGUCCCUUAGCUUGUAAACACAAAGGAAUAUGGCACUUGGUGGGCAUCACCAGUUGGGGUGAAGGCUGUGGCCACAGGGAUCACCCAGGUGUCUACACCAAAGUUGCUGAAUACUUGGACUGGAUUUUAGAGAAGACAGAACAGUGAUGGACAGCCU
Talpa occidentalis (Iberian mole) is the source of this 1894-nucleotide messenger RNA. It is a transcript of the gene KLKB1, whose product is annotated as kallikrein B1. The transcript is spliced from 14 exons. The coding region runs from base 1 to 1884 and encodes 627 amino acids. The record is from RefSeq and is a predicted model, not a curated record. Gene Ontology annotation, cellular component: extracellular region. Gene Ontology annotation, biological process: proteolysis. Gene Ontology annotation, molecular function: serine-type endopeptidase activity; protein binding. NCBI's taxonomy places the organism in Eukaryota, Metazoa, Chordata, Mammalia, Eulipotyphla, Talpidae.